CUCAGGCACGCCGCGGGCAGUUCUCGUGGGGUCCUCGCGGCAAACCAAGAUGGCCGCCCCCUUGGUGAAGGCGCUGCUCCGGUGCUCGGACCUGACGCUGGGCGUACGGAGCGCCGCCCUGCGGUUCCCAGGGUUAACCCAGGUGCGUUGGAGCCGCUACAGCGCAGAAUUCAGGGAUCCCCUGAUUGACAAGGAAUACUACCGCAAGCCCUUGGCAGAGCUGACGGAGGAGGAGAAGUUUGAUCGGGAGCUCAAGAAGACUCAGCCCAUCAAAGCUGCCCCGUCGGCGCACACAAGCUCGGUGUUUGAAGACCCCGUGAUCAGUAAAUUCAUCAACAUGAUGAUGAAAGGAGGAAACAAAGUCCUGGCGAGAUCCCUCAUGACACAGACCCUGGAAGCUGUGAAAAGGAAGCAGUUUGAGAAGUUCCAUGCUGCUGCUUCAGAGGAACAGGCAAACAUUGAACGCAACCCCUACACCAUCUUCCAUCAGGCCCUGAAGAACUGCGAGCCUGUGAUCGGGCUGGCACCCAUCCUCAAGGGGGGCCGCUUCUAUCAGGUGCCUGUGCCCCUAAGCGACCGGCGCCGGCGCUUCCUGGCCAUGAAGUGGAUGAUCACCGAGUGCCGGGAGAAGAAGCACCGGCGGAUGCUGAUGCCGGAGAAGCUGUCGAAGGAGCUGCUGGAGGCUUUUCACAACCAGGGCCCUGUGGUCAAGAGGAAGCACGACCUGCACAAGAUGGCUGAGGCCAACCGCGCCCUGGCCCACUACCGCUGGUGGUAGGAGCGGCGGGCUCCGGAGCCGCCCAGGGCUCUCCGCUGCUACUCUGGAAACACCGAGCUUCCGCUGUAGCUCCUUAAGGCGGCCCCCCGGGAAGGAUGGUGCAGCGUAUUUACUGCUUUACUUUCCAUCGUGGCCGGAACUCGCUCUCCCUGCCCCACCUUGUAAAGAGGGAAUAUGUGGACUUGGAUUUUCCCCAAGAAACUUGGGGCCCACCCAGCCUUCUCUUUCAUCUGCUUGGGUGGACUUCUGGGUGAUGAAGGGAAGCAUGUUAGUAUCUCAAAGGUUUAUUAGGAAACUCUCACCCUGAACUGUGUAGCAUGUGAUACAGUACUGCCACCCAUGAAAACUGGAGGAAAUACAUCUGUUUCCAAAGUGGUCCUUAUACAAAACAUAUAAAAAUUUCUGGUGUGA
Pipistrellus kuhlii (Kuhl's pipistrelle) is the source of this 1189-nucleotide messenger RNA. It is a transcript of the gene MRPS7, whose product is annotated as mitochondrial ribosomal protein S7. The coding region runs from base 50 to 778 and encodes 242 amino acids. The transcript has 5 exons. NCBI's taxonomy places the organism in Eukaryota, Metazoa, Chordata, Mammalia, Chiroptera, Vespertilionidae. The record is from RefSeq and is a predicted model, not a curated record. Gene Ontology annotation, biological process: translation; ribosomal small subunit assembly. Gene Ontology annotation, cellular component: ribosome. Gene Ontology annotation, molecular function: rRNA binding; mRNA binding; structural constituent of ribosome.